UUGGGUGGGAUGGGAUGGACGAGGUUGAGGAGGCGGUAGGCUCGCUUGUGCAUCUGGUCGGGGCGGAAGCCAAAGGACUGGAUCUGGUUCACUCUGCCGAGGAUCUGCUUGAGGGGGGCAAAGGCAGGGUCGUCGGGGAGGGACAUCAUAUAGGGCAGGAAGGGAGUGAAGACAUCGACGCCGUCUUUGGUCUCCUUGGUGGCGAUUCCGAGGGGAAGGACAGGGAGGGAGCGAUUGGCAUCCUUGAGGUCGAGGGCGGUCUUGAUCUCAAGCAUAACGCUGUCCUCCUGGCCAUUCUUGGCCUUGUUCUUCAUCAAGGCGCUGAUAGGGCUGGCAUGAGGGUCGCUGGGAUUGUUGAGGCAGUCGACAUCGUGGAAGACAGAAAGGGGUUUGCCAUAUCGACGGAGGGCGACCGAGGUGAGCACCUCCUUCAGAGCCUGGACAGUGUUGGCAUCAGUCUGGGCACG
Polychytrium aggregatum is the source of this 467-nucleotide messenger RNA. RefSeq lists its product as uncharacterized. The annotation marks the transcript as partial. The record is from RefSeq and is a predicted model, not a curated record. NCBI's taxonomy places the organism in Eukaryota, Fungi, Chytridiomycota, Chytridiomycetes, Polychytriales. The transcript is spliced from 2 exons.